AUGUUGGAAACUUCGAAAAUGAUAGAAAUAUUUUCAGUCAUAAAAACACUUCUUCUCUUAAAUCUCAAAAAUGAUGAAAAUAUUUCCAGUCAGGAAAACACUUCUUCUUUUGUGAAAAAUAUGUCUAAAAAAAGAAAUUUAGCCCCUAUGCGAACACAUAAUACAAACUCUAAAGUUAUCAAUCAAGAUGUUAGAAACUUUGAAAAUAAUGAAAAUAUUUCCAGUCAAGAAAACACAUCAACUCUCAUAAAAAAUGUGUCUAAAAAAAGAAAUUCAGCCCCAAGCAAACACACUAAGGUUAUCGAUCAAGAUGAUAAAAAUCUCAAAACUGAUAAACAAAAUAUAAUCCCAGAGGAUAAUGUGUUGUCAUCACUAAGAAAUAGUCUUCAUUCUUGCAUUCCAAAAUUUAAUAAUAUCAAAAGUGUAUCAGAAACAUUUGAAGAUAGUGCACAAGAAUCUGGUACUUAA
Messenger RNA from Dentiscutata erythropus, 468 nucleotides. The record is from the annotation of a GenBank genome assembly. Lineage: Eukaryota; Fungi; Glomeromycota; Glomeromycetes; Diversisporales; Gigasporaceae.